This is a messenger RNA of Onychostoma macrolepis, 4007 nucleotides long. It is a transcript of the gene tcerg1a, whose product is annotated as transcription elongation regulator 1a (CA150). NCBI's taxonomy places the organism in Eukaryota, Metazoa, Chordata, Actinopteri, Cypriniformes, Cyprinidae. The transcript has 21 exons. Bases 62 to 3145 code for a protein of 1027 amino acids. Gene Ontology annotation, cellular component: nucleus. Gene Ontology annotation, molecular function: transcription coregulator activity; RNA polymerase binding. The record is from RefSeq and is a predicted model, not a curated record.
CCGUACACCAGACUCCACCGGAAAUGCGUCCAGGGGACUUUUGUUGUAACUUAUUCCCGUUAUGGCGGAGCACACAGAGGCAGAAGGCAUUGGCUUGGCCGCUAACAGCAUGGCUCAGCAGCCAGCACUCCGUUUUCCUGCCGCUGCCCCUCCACCCGCCAACCCCUCCACCCGCAGGCAGCCUUUACUGAGCACCCCUGUGCCUCCCUUUCCUAUGAUGAGGGGUCCUCCACCUCCUGCCCGGCCGCCCUUCGGACGCAUUCCCUUUGACCCCAGUGUGCCCCCUCCCAUGGGUGCCCCACCUUUACAGAGACCCCCGUUUAUGCCUCCACCUGGAGGAUCCAUGCCGCCUCCACCUGGCAUGAUUUUCCCUCCUGGAAUACCACCUACAGCCUCUCCUUCUCCAGCUCCUGCUCCUGCUCCUCCUUCCCUGCCCUCUACAGAAGAGAUCUGGGUGGAGAAUAAGAGUCCUGAGGGAAAGGUGUAUUAUUACAAUGCACGUACAAGGGAGUCAUCCUGGACAAAGCCUGAAGGAGUGAAGAUGAUCCAGCAGGCUGAGCUGGGUCCAAUGAUGCUGAGCCAGGCAGCGGCGGUGGCGGCAGCAGCAGCCAGCGGAGGAUCCAGUGGGCCUGGUCCAUCUGUCAACAUCCCAACUGCAGCCAACAGCACUACAACCACACACACCUCCCAGAGCCCCUCCACGGUCAUGAGCUCCAACUCCUCUCCCAGCAUCACAGCAGCCUCACCUCUCCUCCCAACACCUGUGUCAGCCCAUGAUGUCGUGGAGAUGACGUCAGUUGUAACCACAACCCCCAGUGCGAUGGCAACCACAAUAGCAGCUAUCAAUCCUCCAACGGUUACAGUGGCCAUGACUACAGGACCGCCACCUCUGCCAGUGGCAUUGCCCCAUACUGUGCCACAGCCCACUGCUCCAAUGCCAGGAUUCCCUCCUGUCAUGGUGCCACCCUUCAGAGUGCCCCUGCCUGGCAUGCCCAUUCCGCUGCCCGGUGUAGCAAUGAUGCAGAUAGUCAGCUGUCCCUAUGUAAAGACUAUCUCUCCUACCAAAAACGGUAUGCUCCCUGGCAUGGCACCACCUUUGGUACCCAUGAUGCCUCCUCAAAUGGCAAUGGCUGGGCAUUCAGGACUGCCUGGAGCUCUGAGUACAUCUGACUGGACUGAGUUUAAAACCCCAGAGGGAAAGUCCUACUACUACAAUAAACACACACAGGAGACCACCUGGGACAAACCAGAAGAACUCAGAGAGACAGUUGCUCGUCUCCAUGUCUCCAUAACAGAAAAAGAGAGUGAGAAGAUCAAGGAUGCAGCUCUUGACAUGAUUGAUGCUGAAAUCAUGGAAAUGGAAGAUGGAAGCCCAAAAAUUGAUCCACCAAAAGAUAAGAAAGAGGAGCUGAAAGAGGAAGAGAUGACAGAGGAACAGAAGGCAGCGAAAAAAGCAAAGCCGGUUGCAACCACACCUAUUCCUGGCACACCAUGGUGUGUGGUGUGGACGGGUGAUGAGCGAGUGUUCUUUUAUAACCCAACCACGCGUCUGUCCAUGUGGGAGCGGCCGGAGGAGCUGGUGGGACGGGCUGAUGUUGAUAAAGCGAUCCAGGAACCUCCCCACAAAAGAGGCAUGGACAACAGCAACAAACUGGUGCUAGCUAAAGAGGAGCAGGAGUUUCCUGUAGCAGAAGACACACCUGAAGAUGAACCCAGCAAAGCCAAGAGACGAAAGAUAGAGGAGAAGAAGGAGGCCGACACAGAGAAAGAGGCAGCUAUGGAGGCAGAGCUGAAGGCAGCACGUGAGAGAGCCGUGGUACCUCAGGAAGCUCGGAUGAGUCAGUUUAAAGACAUGUUGCUUGAGCGAGGGGUCUCUGCGUUCUCUACCUGGGAGAAGGAGCUUCAUAAGAUUGUAUUUGAUCCACGUUAUCUGCUGCUCAAUCCCAAAGAGAGAAAACAGGUGUUCGAUCAGUAUGUGAAGACGCGUGCUGAGGAGGAGAGGAAAGAGAAGAAGAAUAAAAUCAUGCAGGUCAAAGAUGACUUCAGGAAAAUGAUGGAGGAAGCUAAACUGGGUGUCAGAACAACAUUCAGUGAGUUCGCUGCCAAACACGCCAAGGAUUCACGCUUUAAGGCUGUUGAAAAGAUGAAAGACAGAGAAGCCAUUUUUAAUGAAUACAUGAUGGCCUUCAGAAAGAAGGAGAAAGAGAACUCAAAGAAUCGUGGAGAAAAGGUCAAGCAAGACUUUUUUGAGCUCCUGUCAGAUUAUCAUGUUGAUGGUCAGCAGCGCUGGAGCAAAGUGAAGGAAAAGAUGGAGACUGACCCUCGCUAUAAGGCUGUGGAAACCUCUGCAGCUCGAGAAGAACUAUUUAAGAACUACGUGGAGCGUCUUGCCAAGAAUCCAAACUCUGAGAAAGAGAAGGAGCUAGAGAAACAGGCCCGGAUAGAGGCCAGUCUAAGGGAAAGAGAGCGCAUGGUGCAGAGAUUCCGCUCGGAGCAGACCAAAGAGAUUGACCGUGAGAGAGAACAGCACAAGAGGGAGGAGGCAGUCCAGAAUUUUAAAGCGCUCAUGUCUGAUAUGGUAAAGUCAUCUGAUGCAAACUGGUCAGAGACACGUCGGACCCUGAGGAAGGAUCACCGCUGGGAGUCGUCCUCACUGCUGGAGAGGGAUGAGAAAGAGAGGCUCUUUAACGAGCACAUCGAGGCCCUCGCAAAGAAGAAAAAGGAGCAAUUUCGCCUACUUCUGGACGAGACGACCUCGAUCAAUUUGAUGACAUCUUGGAAGGAAGUGAAGAAACUCAUUAAAGAAGAUCCAAGAUGCAUCAAGUUUUCCAGCAGUGACAGAAAAAGACAGAGGGAGUUUGGUGAUUACAUCAAAGACAAGUACAUCACAGCCAAAGCAGACUUCCGAACUCUUCUGAAAGAGAACAAGUUUAUCACCUACAAAUCACGUAAGUUGAUGCAGGAGUCAGAGCAGCACUUGUCGGACAUAGAGAAGAUUUUGCAAAAGGAUAAAAGGUACCUGGUUCUGGACUGUAUGUCAGAAGAGAGGCACAAACUCCUCAUGGCAUAUGUGGAGGAGCUGGACCGCAGGGGACCACCUCCACCUCCCACUGCCUUUGAACCUGCUCGACGCUCCACUAAAUGAUAACACAUCUCCCAGAUUUUUUUUCCACUCCUUGAGCCCACACUACCACCGUUCACAUUAAAGACUCGCAGAAAUGGUAAAUCACUCCAGCUCAAAGGUUCUACUUGACAAACCUUUCGAAGUGAAUGGUACAUACCCACUUGCCCACUAAGCUCAUGACACAGAGAACAUCAUGGGUUAAUGACCAAUCAGUUCAGCUAAGCGUAAGACACAGCAUAAGUAUUUGGACCAACUGAAAGGGUUUUUUAAAGAUGCAUUUCUAGGUUAUCUCCAUAAGGAGCCAGUGUUUUCAUGUUCUUACACAAACUCUUUAUCCGUCCAUUCAAGGGUUAAAGCCACAUUAGAGGCUCAUUGGUGAUUGUAGAGAGUCUGUCAUGUGUUUGGGUAAUUGUCCUGAACAUCAUCUGGAGGUAUGACCACCUGGUGCCUGCUGACCUCUUUUUCCCGCUCCAGCCUCUGCAAUCUCAAAUUGCGAAUAUCAAUUCCGUUUCACGCAUCCAUCGUUUGCUCCAAACUGUGAUUUGCUGAAAUUGGGAGAACCUCCCAGUUUUGUGAACAUUUUUGGUGACUUUAGUCACCCACAGGGAUAUUCAAGAAUUAUGAAAGCCUCUCUAUGUAUAUGUAAUUUUAACCAACUGUUGGGUUAACAUGUAAGAUGUUUGUAGAUGAUGAAUAUAUAUGGAUAAAUAUGUAUUCAUUAGUUUGUUUACAGUGUGUUACGACUGACCGUAUGAGCACUGGCAGUUGGCCAUGUCAACUGGUCAUACGGUGUAAUUUAAUUGUCCAGAUGUUUCUUAAAAAAAUAUCUUGUUUUUUGCUUUAUGUACAGUUGAAGUUGAAUAAAAGCAACCUUUUUUUUUUA